UCCCCUGCACACCAUUCGCGUUCACCGACGCACCCGUUUUUCCCCGAGCUGCGCGCAUCCGUCACAUGCCAAAGGAACGGCUUGCGCCUUCUGAGAGAUUUCUUCCGUCUGUCGAGGGUGAACUACGGCUCCGGAAUUUACUUCUCCUGUGCUAAUGUGAUAGGCCCUCGUUUCCCUGAUAUCGUGCUGCUCCGAGGGUGUUGUGCAGAGUGACUAACGGAAUGAUUUGACUGUCCUAUCGGAGAGGUUAUAGCCCAGUCUACGGCAGUUCCGGUCGAGAAUCGGAUGGAAUAACGAGGAAAAUGUGAAAUGAUUAAUAUGGAGAGGUUUCGGUGGCGGAAUGCGGUCCUUUCGGUGACCAAAAGAUAAUGUGACGGGUAAGGGUUUAGGUCGAUGGUGUUGAAAUUGUGUAUAUUAGGUUAUUUAGGCCUAUCACACCUACGUUUAAACCAUCUGACACCGAUAACUUGGAAGUCUGUGCAUUUUGAAAACAGUGGCACAGACUCUGAGCAUCACGUAGUUGUCGACAGAGCAGUGGAGUAAACACCACCCUUUAUGCCUAUACAUCGUAUUGGUAAAUGUAGGCUAUAUACUGGCUAAAUGCCACUGCGUGGUGUAAGUAAAUAGCCUAAAUAGCCGUUAACAUCUGUCCUCGGCACCCGUGAAUGUCAGAGCUCCGCGCAAUAAGAUUGAAGCGUUCUAGCAUCGAAUAGCUUCGACAGCGCAUGUGGUGCGUCGCCGUGUGUGGAUAAAUGUGGAUUAAAAGCGGAAAUUCACACUUGGAUGUGCAACUGGCCAGUUCCCAUUCCACGAGAGACAGGUACACUGUAGCUGGGACUUAACACCAGCAGAUUUGCUUUCCUUUUCUCUUUUGUGUAUAUGCUCAAAGAAGACUGAUAUUGACAUGUGUUGCAUGCAUUAGCUCUUUUAUUAUUAUUAUUGUAUAACCUGACUAUUAUUCGAUACAGGCGUAGUUAAUCGAUGUACAUAGUAAAGAGCAAUAUGACCAGACAGCAGCAAUAGUUUGGGAUCUGUAAUGCACGUCCUUAUCCAAAGACACUAAUUUCAUGCUUCCAUUUAGUCACAACUCACUCACUGUGAAUUUCUUACUCGCCCAAGCUUUACACUCAGGUCAGUCACAUUAUCAAAGCUACAAAUUGGAAUAGAAUCCACAAGAGAUAUAAUAGAAUAAUAUAUAUUUCAGAGGCCUAUAUAUAUUUCAAACCCAUCGCCCAUCUCUGGAAAUUACAACACCAUUGUCUUCCUCACUUUGCACAAACUCCAUUGGACAUUGAUAGCACAUUUAAAUAAUUUAUUUUUGAACCAUAAGCCUCAUAAAGUAGUCUUCCUGUGCGUUAUGUUGGUGCGAUCAUGUGAGAGGUGAGGCAUUGAAAACAGACAUUUUUAAAAAAUAGACAAACUAAACAAAGAGUCUGGAGGGUUCUGGCCCAUCACUGUCGUCUGUGAUUAUAAAUAGAUGAACAAAGGCUUAGAGAGCAGGUUGGCUGAAACCCGAGGACCGCACGCCUGCCUACCACUCCUUUUUUGUGUGUUCACGGAGCAAUCAGACACCAAAGGGACAACCUAGAAGCACAACCAUUGCCAAGACAGAACGAGACAUACGGAACUGAGAACUGAGAGCCGAGGUCCAGAACUAAGAACUGAGUUCCAGUGCUGAUAACUGAGAUCCAGAACUGGGAACUGUCUCUGAAACCAAAACAUCACAGGUGCAUAUGUACGGACCUUGAACUGGAACUAAGAAUGACCAAGAACUGAGAACUGUAUCUGUGACCAAAACAACACAGAUGUACAGACUUUUUAUCGGAACUAAGCACUGACAUUUGAAAAGUAACAACUGUCAGUCGGAACCAAGAACUUAGGACUGUGUUUGUGACCAAAACCUCGAAGGUGUACAAAAAGAACUUUUAUCGGAAGUAAAACACUGACGCCUGAACAGUAACAACUUAAAUACGGAACCAAGAACAGACAAGAGAAAAGCGACAAAGGUGUAAAAAAAAAACAAAGAAAUUGUCCAGUGGACUAAAAGCGCAGGCAUCUUGGCAGUGUCAUCCCACAGCGCAACUCCUCAACCCUCCAACCCUGCAACCCACACCAACUCACGGCACCCCCCCCGGCCCCACAUCACUUGGCAUCAGGGAGGACGAGAGUGUGAAGAAGGGAAUAGGAAGAGGCUGAGACACUCCCUCCCUCCCUCCCUCCCUUUCUUUCCCCACACACAGAGACAGACUCCAUCUUCCCCCACUCUCAACUCCUCCUUUCGCCGGCAAUCAGGGGUCCCGUCGGGAUCCACUUGUCUCCUCUUCCUUUCCUCUUCCUCUCCUCUUCCUCUCCUUUUCCCUUUCUUUGUGUUGUUGUGUUUGUUUGUUUGUUUGUUUGUUUGUUCUCAGCACAUUUGGAGCGGGUCAGAGGCCCUCAAGACGGGCCUUACCUGGAGUGUUUGACCACUCACACGCUUACACGUGUGUGUGUGUGCGUAUGAAAGCGUGAAAGAGUGUGUGUGUUCAUAUGUGUUUGCGCCUGUGAGAUAGUCUGUGUGUGAAAAGAGAGUGUGUGUGUGAAGAAGUCUGGGAGUGUGGGAAAAAGGAGGGAGAACACGAAAGAGUGUGUUAGAGGGAGUGGAAGAGUGUGUGUCUGAGAGUGAAAGAGAGACAGACAGAGAGAAAGAGAGAGACAUCUUUUCCUCUUCUCCGUAAUGAUGAUGUCGUCUCUGCGGCUGCUGCUGAUCCCCCUCGUUCUCUAUGCGCUCCACGCUCCCCUGGGGAAGUCGGCGUGCGUGGAGGUGGACUCGGACACGGAGGCGGUGGCGGGCUCGGGCUUCAAGCUGGGCUGCAUCUCCUGCAAGAUGAGGGGAGAGGUGGAGGCCCGCGCCACCGUCAGCUGGUACUUCGUGCCCAAGGGGGAGAGUGAGUUCUCGCCGAUCUACGUGUACGACCCGAGUCAGCAGCAGCCCCCCAGCAUCCUGGACGAGCGCUUCGUGGAUCGCCUGGACUGGAACGGCAGCAAGAACACGGUGGACGUGCAGGACGGUUCCAUCUACAUCCUCAACGUCACCUUCAACGACACCGGAACUUUCCGCUGCUACUUCGACCGCUGGCUCACCUAUCCCAACUAUGAGUUCCAGACCAACGCCACCAAGGACAUCAACCUCAAAGUGGUGCCCAGGGCCACCCGUGGCUUGGCGUCCAUCUUGUCGGAGAUAAUGAUGUACGUAUCGAUCAUUGGCCUGCAGCUGUGGCUGGUGGUGGAGAUGGUGUACUGUUACCGGAAGAUAGCGGCGGCCGGAGAGGAAGCACUGAGAGAGAGCGCGGCGGAGUAUGUAGCCAUAGCUUCGGAGAGUAAGGAUAGCUGUGCAGGGGUUCAGGUGGCAGAGUAACCCACAGGUUAAAAAAGCCCCUCCAGCAUCAGGUCUAAGUGUCCAGAUCCCCACUGCCACCGUUUACAAGAACAACAGUUUCUACUGCCUGGAUCAGAAGCAGCUCUUUACACAGUACACACCGUUCUUCUCCUCAGCCAGCCAACCAGCCCACCCCCCACCCUACUCCGUCAGGACAGAAGACCACUUUAAUCAGGAGCUAAGCUAACAGGACAGAAGACCACUUCAGGAGCUAAGCUAACCUCAUUAUGCUCCCUGGCAAUCACAGGACGGCCAUCACAGCGCUCUCUCUUGUCACUUUACACCAACGUCAGGAAGAUGCAGCCGUGCUUUCCACUUCUAGAUAGGUCGGACGAUAAGGCGAUGCGCUACAAAUGGACUAAAAUGGAUUUUUAGUGAGGAACUUAAAGCGACACUAUGCAGCAUUUUCGCGGAGCAUGAAAGUGAGGAGGGACUCUUUAACGGGAUGGAUGAAUGGUCCAUAGACAGCCCCAGUGAAAUGCAUUGGGGGAGGGAAAAGUGGACUGUUUUAGGGCAACACCCUGGAAAGAAAAGCAACGGAAAGUUGCAUGGUGUCGCAACGGAUUGAAUGAAUGACAUUGCUGUUACUGUUUUUGUUGACAAUGAGAGAAAUGGAGUAAUUAUUAUAUCUAUGUGAAUAUGAUAAUAAAGUGGGCUGAUGUAUACACUAAGAGCUCUUUGUAUGAGCUCCAUAGACUAGUCACCCUAGACAUGUAUAGGCUACUGUACAACAGAGUAUUGAAACGCCUGUCUACAGGCACAACUAGAAAUCAGAUUUAUGAAGAAAUAUCAACAACAUGAAUCUACAUUCUAUAAAUACAUUAAUACAUUAAUUUUAAACAUCAGAUCUACUUGAUAGAGAUGCACAGUGUGUUGUACAUACAAAGGUGGCACGUUGAUAAGAAGGGAAAAAAGUGAAACUAAAAAUGUUUGAGUUGUUUUUCUAUGGGGCAAACUGAGGACACCCCAUAGAAGUAAGCAUGAACUUUUCAGCUGACGAGAUAGUGCUUUAUCACAGCAGGCAGCUGAUGCUGGUUGUGGUUGAUGAACUGAUGAUGAGAGAUUUCUUUUUGAAUUGUGUUGAGAAAAACAGAGCUUCCGUCUGAAAGCAUGCAUGUUUUUUAUGCAGUGACAUAAAUUGUACAUGCUUAUAGCCUCCCUGUUUCCAAUCCUAUACAAAAUAUACAUUCCUCAUUUGUAUAACUGUCUAAAAGCACACCAUUGCCAGGUAGCCGUGAACACAUACAGUAGUUACUGCUCAUCUGUAGGCCUACUCACAGCAUUCUUAUCCAUGUAACAUUCCUCACUUGUAUAUACAUAUAAUGUAUUAUUAUUAAUCAAUGCAAUUGAAGCACACAUGGCAACUGGGCGGUUUUGAUAUGGUUUUAUUUGAUUUUACUUUUUGUUUAAAAAAAAAAUGUCUCUAACUCUCGUUACACUAACACUGUAAUCUUCAAGAAAGGUUAUCCCCAUGUGAACUGAGCAUGCAUUUUAAGAUUUUAAAACUUUGUAGCAUUUCUUUCUCUCUAGAUUCUACUUAAAAAGAAAUCCAAAACGUAACAUAGGGUCUUCUCAGCGAUGCUGUGAAAUCAAGUGUUAAAGGCAUGAUGUGAAAGCAAAGGCAUAUGAGGCACACCAUGAUGUGGGUGUGUUGCUGUUGUUAAAAACGUACAAGUUGAUGUCUUAGCAGCAGUGUUUCCGGAUGUCAAUUUUCCUUGCCAGGUGCCUGCCCAGUGCCCACAUCUAAAAACUGUCUUGUUUAUUCCUUGAAAAUGUUUUCUCUCUGCCUUGAACCCUAAAGUUAAAGAAAGAAAUUGGGCUUUUUUAAAAUGAAUUCGCCUUUUUCCUUCUUUCGACUAAAAGGGCUACAUGCAGUUUUUCUAUCAUUCGGCUUUGGUGAGCAGAGCAAUCUCCACGUUCGGGAUGGCAUGUUAAAAAAAAGAAAGAAAAGAAAUGACUCACAUGUGCCUGAUGAGGAACCUGUUUUUUCCACAGCCUCCAAUAAAAAUGAAAUAUAGGGCCUUUGGGGCAUGCAGACCUAAUGCACAGAGAAAAGAAUACCCCAAACUCCGCUGUCUCGGGCCCAGGAAGGGGAGGGCCCAAAUGUGGGUCCUCAGUAUGCAUUGGGGGGGAUUUUUUAGAGGAGUUUGUCCUGGGCCCACUGAAAGCUGUCAGCGGCCCUGACAGGGUGCACUGAGGUAGUGCGGCCUUGCCUUGCCAUACAUACAUUUCCGGUCAAUUCACAUUCCCCUCCAGUUGGUAUGAGGACAUUAGCCUGGUGAAAUAGUCCAAACCCUACAUGUAGAGUAUGAUUUUUGCCUGGUGGGUUGGUCUGGCCUUGCUAGUUUUGGGUAGGGUGCGCACAUCCAAAGACACUUGUUGCAGGUGCCAGACAAAAAGUCAGACAGUUUGAAAAAGGUAGGUCUGCACACUGCCAAUCAACUCAAAAAAUAAACUUUAUUAUUCAAAAAGCAACGUUUCGAUCAAGCUGGAUCUUCAUCAGUGAUCGGCAGUGUGCAGACCUACCUUUUUCAACUGGUCUGGCCUUGCACCAUUGGGGAUAAUCAAAGCUGGGCCAUUAAUCUUGCCCGGCUCUGUACUCUGUGUAGCAAUCCAUUGGGAUGGGCUUAGCGGUUAUUUUGCCUAUGGUGUGAGCCCAGACUAUACAUUUCAUUUACUGGUAAGACCAAGGUGACGAAGUCUGUGGCAUUUAAGUUGUUCCUCUCUCUUCGCCUCCAUUUUAGCGCCCCCGGCCGGCAACGAACACUUCACUCGUCUUGCCAAUUGGAGGCAGCUUAACACUGCCAAGCCACCCUGCCAUGAUUAGGCCUAUGACUCCUUUUUCAGGAGGCGACUUUUUAAAAGAAAACUUUUAUUCUCAAAGUACCUAUGGGCACAACUUUUGUUACAUUGUUUGACAUAUUGCACCUUGGAAUAACAUUGGGUAAAAGAUUUUUACUGCAUGCCUUUGCAAAUGUAAGAUGACUUAGGGUUAGUGGUUAGCUUGUUCACUUGAAACUUGGGAGGUUGAACUUGAUCUGGCUGGGGGCCUGUGGCCCUGUGGCCGAAUUUUAACACUUUAAGAACAUCAGUGGUGCAGUGUCUGUGCACCUCCAUGUUAGCUACAGUUACUAAAAAAGUAUUAAAAACCUACGGCUCCACCGCACUUGGUAACCUCAGUAGUGACACAUUUGUUGCAUAUCAGUAGUCUUCUCUGGUAUGGUCACUAUCCCCUGCUCUUUUCACCACUUAGAGUUAUUGUGUCUUUUCGGCAUCUAGCCAUUCCAAAACUCUCCUUUUUCUGGUUCUGUUUUUGACUGAAUGUUCAGUUUAUUUGACUAGGUCAUGUCUCUCCCACCAUGACAGAUAACACAGAGUCUGUCCACAUAAACUCUGAAGGGGGCAAAAGCUACAAAGUAUGCAUUUCAUGUGUAUGUGAAGAUGUUGCUUGCCAAAUGAAGUAUGAAAAGGAUGUGAUUUGGUAUGAUUAAAAAUCUUACAAAAAUGUGUUUUUUGUGUUCUGUACUGAACAUUUGUUUGUUUGUUUUUACCUGUGAAGAAAUAAUAGCUCGAAAUGUAGGCU
Molecule: messenger RNA, 6998 nt
Organism: Engraulis encrasicolus (European anchovy)
Lineage: Eukaryota; Metazoa; Chordata; Actinopteri; Clupeiformes; Engraulidae
Gene: scn1ba
Product: sodium channel, voltage-gated, type I, beta a
Exons: 6
Coding region: 2714-3394 (226 amino acids)
Biological process (GO): cardiac muscle cell action potential involved in contraction; regulation of heart rate by cardiac conduction; sodium ion transport
Cellular component (GO): voltage-gated sodium channel complex
Molecular function (GO): transmembrane transporter binding; sodium channel inhibitor activity
Source: RefSeq, a predicted model, not a curated record